UCUUUUCUCCGUCCCACGAUCCAAGAUUGGAUCUCCAGCGAGGUUGCUUUGCGGCAUUUUCCAAUGUUUCCUGGGUUUUACGAGAGCGGCGAUCUGGGGGAAUCCGGGUUCCUGCUGGUUUUAGCAGUGGUCGAAGAUUGCGCCGCCCUUUUGGCUUUCGAUCUUGAUGUUCCUGGGGGGUUUAGACUGUUUAAGUGCCGCGACUGCCGGAUUGCUUGAUCGAUCCGGAAAUCCUCCUCGAUUUGAUUAUUGCGUUAUGUGACUAGCAGCAUUUCAAAAGAUUAGACGGUCCCACAAAAGAUUACUGUUUUUUACACUGCUCUGAUCUAGAACUCUGUGCCCUUGUUCCUGCGUGGCGGAUUGCCCGUGUGGAAGGAAUCUUUCUGCCUGUCUGAUGCCUUUUUUUGUGUAGACAGUAGUGGCAUUGCACUGUUCAUGACACAGCAUUUUUAAUUGCCUUCGAUACGAACGAAGUUUGCGUCUUCCGUCUUAUUCUCCAUCCAUUCAAGCUGCCAUCUUGCUUGUACUGUGAUGAUCUACUGACCCAUGGAGAUGCCAAUUGUCAUGCACCAGGAGGAAAUGAUGGAUCUCGCAGACAACCGGCAGAGGCUCAUCGCCGGCGCGGCGCUGCUGGUGGCCACCAUCGCCUUCAUCAAGCUCCUACUGCGGUCUGGCUCCCGCGGCAAGCGGCUGCCGCCGACCAUCCCCGCGGCGCCCGUGGUGGGCGGGCUGGUCCGGUUCAUGCGCGGCCCCAUUCCGAUGAUCCGGAAGGAAUACGCGCGCCUCGGCAGCGUGUUCACUGUCCCCAUCCUCAGCCGCAAGAUCACCUUCUUGAUUGGGCCCGAGGUGUCGGCGCACUUCUUCAAGGGCAAUGAGGCCGAGAUGAGCCAGCAGGAGGUGUACAAGUUCAAUGUGCCCACGUUCGGCCCCGGGGUCGUGUUCGAUGUUGACUACUCCGUGAGGCAGGAGCAGUUCCGGUUCUUCACCGAGGCGCUCCGUGCUAACAAGCUCCGCAGCUAUGUUGACCAGAUGGUUGCUGAGGCUGAGGAGUACUUCUCGAAAUGGGGAGAAAGUGGCACUGUGGAUUUGAAGUAUGAGCUAGAGCACCUCAUCAUACUUACAGCUAGCCGAUGCUUGCUGGGAAGGGAGGUGCGAGAAAAGCUCUUUGACGAUGUUUCCGCACUCUUCCAUGACCUUGACAAUGGGAUGCAGCCAGUCAGUGUCAUCUUCCCAUACCUCCCAAUCCCUGCACAUCGGCGCCGUAAUCAGGCACGUGCACGUUUGGCAGAAAUCUUCUCCACCAUCAUCAAAUCCCGCAAGGCCUCUGGACAAUCCGAGGAAGACAUGCUGCAAUGCUUCAUUGAUUCCAAGUACAAGAAUGGACGCCCCACCACAGAGGGUGAGGUAACUGGGCUGCUUAUUGCGGCACUCUUUGCUGGACAGCACACUAGCUCUAUCACCUCGACCUGGACUGGAGCCUACCUCCUUCGGUUCAAGCAGUACUUUGCGGAGGCUGUGGAGGAGCAGAAGCAGGUCAUGAAGCGGCAUGGAGACAAUAUUGACCAUGACAUCUUGGCAGAGAUGGAUGUCCUCUACCGGUGCAUCAAGGAGGCUCUCCGGCUUCAUCCGCCGCUAAUCAUGUUACUUCGCCAAUCGCACAAUGACUUCACCGUGACAACGAAAGAAGGCAAAGAGUAUGACAUUCCCAAGGGCCACAUUGUUGCAACAUCCCCAUCCUUUGCCAACAGGCUGCCCCACAUCUUCAAGAACCCCGACUCGUACGACCCUGACCGCUUUGGACCUGGAAGGGAGGAGGACAAGGCUGCAGGUGCCUUCUCGUACAUCUCCUUCGGCGGUGGCAGACAUGGGUGCCUUGGUGAGCCCUUUGCCUACCUCCAGAUUAAGGCGAUCUGGACGCACCUGCUGAGGAACUUUGAGUUCGAGCUGGUCUCGCCGUUCCCAGAGAACAACUGGAACGCGAUGGUCGUCGGCAUCAAGGGCGAAGUGAUGGUGAACUACAAGCGGCGGAAGCUCGUUGUUGACAACUAAGAUCAUGGCCGUCUCUUAGGAAUGUGCUUCUUGUCAGUUGCAUUUUUUUCACCUGUUUGUCAGCAUUUGUUCGGUGUAAGUUCGGCUGUGUGCACGCCAGCUUUGUAGGGGUGUUUCCAUUGUUUAGGAUUCUGUAAUUUGCUUCCCUGUGGUUCAGUCAUGAUCUACAUCCUGCGCCUGUGAGCCGCCUGAGAACAGAGUUCCCCUGUGUUAACUUGUAGCAUCUGAAGAUGGCUUUCAACAUAGAACUGAACAAAUAGCCAUGUGUAAGGAAUAAACUCAAAUGCUCAGCGUGAAUCUAUGAUACUGUUGUUCAGGC
This is a messenger RNA of Phragmites australis (common reed), 2368 nucleotides long. Its product is annotated as obtusifoliol 14-alpha demethylase. Lineage: Eukaryota; Viridiplantae; Streptophyta; Magnoliopsida; Poales; Poaceae. The coding region runs from base 547 to 2049 and encodes 500 amino acids. The transcript has 2 exons. The record is from RefSeq and is a predicted model, not a curated record. Gene Ontology annotation, molecular function: oxidoreductase activity, acting on paired donors, with incorporation or reduction of molecular oxygen; iron ion binding; heme binding.